UCCGUCUUCUUUUCGAGAUUUUGUGUUUGAAUCUCUGCUUAUUUUUAUGAUUGAACAAAUCAUAGGGGUAUCUCAUCGGCUAAUAGUAUUCUACAGCGAAAAGAACAUAAUGUUAGUGUCAGGGAUAUGUAAACGCUGCUUGUCUGCGCUAGGAGUGCGACAGUCUUCAAACUUUGCACGUAAGAAGGUGUACAAGGACGUAUCUGUAAGCUCACUAUCCGGGUCUAACGAGUUUUCAGUUCGGCUAGAUGAGCGGCCACUGAGAACCCCGCUGGGCCAUGACGUCAUAGUGCCAUCAGAGAUGGCUGCCAAUGCCGUGGCACGGGAGUGGAGUGUGCAAGACGACGAAAUCAAGCCGCACACCAUGCCCCUGACCCAGCUUGUCAACCUAGCUAUUGAUCAGCCGACAAAGCGAACCGAUCAGGAGAUCGCUGCAGACAUUCUAGCGUACCUAGAGACGGAUACUCUGAGAUGUCGGGUGGAGUUUCCCGAUGAGCUUGUGGCGCUGCAGACGAAGAAGUGGGAUCCGAUUCUGAAGUGGCUUGAAGACAGGUUUCAAGUUCAAGUACCAAGCAGCGACAACAUCUUUGACAUCGCUCUGCCCGAGAACACAGUGUCAACCAUUGCAGAGCACUUGGUCAAUUUGAACAAGUGGUCACGAACAAGUCUGGAGAGUGCCACCACCAGCAGCAAGUCCUUUGCUACGGCUGCGGCUCUUCUAGAUGGUCAUGUUGAUGUAGACGAGGCCAUCGCUAUCUCCCAGCUUGAAAACACAUUUCAGAUUGACAGAUGGGGCAAUGUGGAAUGGGCACACCAGUAUGACUUGGUUGCAUUGAAGUCAUCAUUGGCAUCUGCAUAUCUUGUGCAUACGUGGUGCGGAAAGCUACCCGAUUGCCCUGCAAGAUGACGAUUCCUGUGUUCUAUGAACAGUGCAGUGAGAGUAGGUGAAUGAGGCUGCAUCAAGUACUUCACGCUUCACCUGCUACCUGGAGAUACGCACAAUUGUUCAACCAUUCACGAAUGCCGCUGUGCCACGCAACCCUUCCUACGCGUAUCUCGUACUUGUUCUGGGUUGGCAUCAACAGGGAUAUUCCCUGGCCUGAAUAGUGUCAUGCGAAGCCUGUACCACUCUUGACCAACGGGCACGCUUCAUGUUUCUGGUGCCAAUGACUAGCCCAAGGGGAUAUCAUCCGCGUGCUUGGUACCAAUAUGUCAACCAGGUUCCCUCCAACAAUCCGUGGACUAGCUAUGGCUAGUACACAAUGCGUCGUCUUAUGACCAUCUUCGCGUUACCACGGUGUUGUAAUUCUGACGCCUAGUUCCCUUGGGAGUAGUUGUGCUCUCAAUCUCCCUCACUCCAUGUGGGGUGGCUUGAGACAUUUUUUUUUAUAAAUUUCGUUUACUCAAUCUCUGGAAAUUUAGUUCGAUACUUUGCAACAUUUCUUUUCUUCUGUUUUAUUCCCAUUGGCAGACCACGAUUGUCGCUGAUUGUCCAGCACCGGUGCUGCAAUCUAGUCAUUACUAGGUUUGGUUUUAGUGAUUGCCGAUUGAAAGACUGGACAGUUACAGUAGGGCAAACAAUGAUUGUACUUCGAAAGCGAUACCAUGAAUACUUGCUUGGA
Messenger RNA from Sycon ciliatum, 1622 nucleotides. RefSeq names its product ATP synthase mitochondrial F1 complex assembly factor 2-like. NCBI's taxonomy places the organism in Eukaryota, Metazoa, Porifera, Calcarea, Leucosolenida, Sycettidae. The coding region runs from base 47 to 907 and encodes 286 amino acids. The transcript is spliced from 7 exons. Gene Ontology annotation, cellular component: mitochondrion. The record is from RefSeq and is a predicted model, not a curated record. Gene Ontology annotation, biological process: mitochondrial proton-transporting ATP synthase complex assembly.